Messenger RNA from Dalotia coriaria, 4087 nucleotides. RefSeq names its product zwei Ig domain protein zig-8-like. The transcript has 7 exons. Gene Ontology annotation, cellular component: neuron projection membrane. Lineage: Eukaryota; Metazoa; Arthropoda; Insecta; Coleoptera; Staphylinidae. Gene Ontology annotation, biological process: synapse organization. Bases 803 to 1672 code for a protein of 289 amino acids. The record is from RefSeq and is a predicted model, not a curated record.
GCGCGCGACGGUGUCGGCCCGGGACUCGGAUUCAGUACGCCGACGACGCGCGCGCCGCAAUCGUCGAACAAAUCUCGUGUGCGUGAAUGCUCUCUGCAGCGGGCAGACGAACGGCGAAUAUUUACGCGAACCGUGCACAACAAAACGCGACAAGGUUGAAUUCAUUUUAAAUAAACACAGUGACGCGUGGGAACUACCACAACAAUACCAACCUAAAUAAAGUUAACAAUCUUUAUCACAAGAAACAAAGUGAAAAAUGUGAUGACUAAGUGUUUUAAGUUAAUGAAUUUUAAAAAAGGUGCCGCCCCUUUUAAUAUUUUUUAUGAGAGAAUUAAAAAUAUGGUUCGCUGAAAAUAAGUCUACAUGUUUAAUAAAAUCAAAAUUUUAUAGUCGCAGAAGCGGAAAAUUAAAUAAAUUUUUUAUUUGUUAUUUGGUUGUGUGAACUCGGAGUUAACCUGGUGUAAAUAAAUCCCUUGUAUAUUUAACUGACGAAAACAGGUUUGAAAGAAGGAUGAUAAUAAAAUAUAGAUAAAAUAUCUAUUAAACACGGCAUAAAAAAAACGUAAACUUGGUUGGACAUUUCGAGAAUAGAAACACUGUGAUUGUGACUUGGAAAUUUUGUGAAUAUUUAUGAACUAAACUUGGAAAAAUUAUAGUGGAAUAGGAAAAUCUUUUGCGACAUUACAAAAACUGUGGAAAUCAUGGACAUCAGCGAAAAGAGACUUGUGGAACAUUUUGGACUAAUAUUAAGAUAGUGAACUGAUUUUAAAUGGAUACAAGUGAGUAGUGUUAUCCAGAAAAGAUGCAUUCCUUGGAAGGAUUCGUCCUUCGAGCGCUUCUACUCGUCGUGUUUGCAACAUCAGGAUGGAGCAGUCCGAAAACAUUCAACGACGAGGAGAGCGGAUCGCUGGACGCCGAGGGCGCUGAGCUGGAACCGUUGAUCAUCAAUCGCGGUCCUUAUUUUGAUAAAACCGCGUCGAAAAAUGUCACCGCACUGGUGGGGAAAACCUCCUACUUGAAUUGUAAAAUUCGCAAUGUUGGAAAUCGUACGGUGACGUGGAUAAGACAUAGAGACCUCCACCUACUGACGGUGGGCCGUCACACCUAUACGUCCGACCAACGCUUCAGCAGCAUCCACAAUCCGAUGACGGAGGAGUGGACACUGCAGAUUCGCUACCCGCAGCGUCGGGACAGCGGUAUCUACGAGUGCCAGGUGGGCACGACGCCACCCCACGGCGUCCUGAUGACCCUCAGCGUUGUCGAGCCGAUAACAACGCUUCUGGGAGGGCCGGAAAUGUACAUUAACAAGGGAAGCACGAUGAAUCUGACGUGCAUUGUAAAACACAGUCCGGAACCGCCGCCAAGUAUUUAUUGGACUCAUAAUGGAGCGUUCGUCUUGCAGGAAAUCAACUACGACUCGCCGCGUGGUGGCGUGAGCGUCAUCACGGAGAAGGGCGACAUCACAGUCAGUUAUCUUCUAGUACAGAGGGCGCGCGACUCUGACAGCGGCAAGUACACCUGCAACCCCUCGAACGCUAAUCCCAAGAGUGUUAUUGUGCACGUUCUCAACGGUGAACAUCCAGCUGCGAUGCAACAUGGCGGCCAACUGCGACUGGAGUACCCUCUGACGGCGUGUCUGCUAAGCGUGUUUGUCGUCGUGCUAGGCCUGUAACUUGGCGUACACUACUAAAUAAUUGUAAUAAAGCAAGCAAGUUGAAGUUUGAAGUAAAGUGCAUGUGCAUAAAAUGUUACCCAAAGACAAAAUCUACAUGUGAACUUUUUAAGUUAUUAAAAUUUUAAAGAAUGUUAAAAACUUGACAUCAAACAACAUGGCGGUAAGCUCAAAUCGUAAACUGUGAGGUAAAGUAAAGUGCUGUACGUGUAAAACGAUUUUUAUAUGAAAGCAAAGUUUAAACUUGGUAAAAACCAAACUGGGAACUAAACUAAACCACAAAUGCAAAUGCAAGGAGGGAUUUUCUAUCUCGGAAACGUUUUGGUACUGUGGAGCUCUGUAAAAAAAUAGAUACGAAAAAUGUCUGAAAAGAAACGAAAAAUACUGCGCCAGGAAAACGUGUUGAACGGAUUGGCACGACCAAAACGUCGAGUCGAGUUCAUACAUAUUACGUCGAGUUGAGUUAAUAUUUGCCAGAUCUCCAUUCCGAACACGCGGAAACAUUCUGCGGCGGUAAUGGCGGCAACAGCAACAGUGCGUGUGCUAACAGUGUGUACUCAACGAAACACUCGCUGAACAAAUUCAAGCCUUGAGAAAGCUGCAGGAAAAAAAUACCAAAAAGAUCCUCAGCCAACCAGCCAACCAACCGAAUGAAAACAAAAUCCUCGACAGCCAAGAUGGCGUCGUCACCACUCCCAACGAGCAAAUAAAACAAAAACCAACAAGCGAAUAAAUAAACAUAAAAUUAACUCAAAAAUAAAUGAUUUUAUACUAAAAUUUGCGCGAAUUGUAAGUCGACACUUUCAUAAACUGCAAGCAGACAGAGUGCAACGUAAUAAAUUGAUUGUUUCAACAUCGUAUCCAAUUAAAUCCGAAUAAAGUGAAUAAUUUAAUACCUAAUGAAUGUGUGAGUGUGACACCACUGUAUUUUUUGUACAUAUGUAAUCCGAACACGCGCUGAAACGUCAAAAUGAUGGAAAUGAAACAGAGAAUUUAGAAAAGUCAGAGUAAUGCGAGACAUGCGAAACUCAUUCCAUUCAAAUAACAUGCAAAUGUAAGCAUUAAUGAGCAGCAUGCGUUAAAAAAUAUGUGAAAUGUAAAGGGGUAACUAUGAAAAGCUCAUGAUUACUCAUGACCGAGUACGUGUCACCUCGUCAAAGUCGUCAAACUCGUCUUCAUUAAAAAUUUUAAUUAGAAUAUUUAUUUCAAUGCUCGCAGAGAACAGAGUUUUGCAAAUGUUUGCAUUUUUGAAUAGGUUUCAACUUUCAGUACGCACACACUGUAUGUUCAUGCGUAAUUUGUUAUACUUUCGAGGAGGGCUCGAAAGUUUUCUAAUUUAAUUUUGUUUUAAUUAACUUUUCGGUUUGUACAAUGUCACACGCUUGAAUUUUUCAUCAAUUUUGUUUAAAACGAGAAUUUAUAGGAAAAUAAUAAUGUUAAUUCAAUUACGUAUUUAUUUUGUGCGUAAAAAUGAAAAGGGUUGAAGCGCGAAAAUCAAUUAACACGGUAAAAAUAUUCUCUUGAGUAUAACUAGAUUAAAUGUUCAAUUUUUUCAACAAUUUUUCACUCGCUCACUUUGCAAUUUUUAUAAAAUUUUACUUACACUUUAUAGUCCAUUAAUUUUUUAUCAAGUGUUUUAAUUUCAUUCUUUUUGCCUCACUUUUGUCCAAGUUUUUAUCAUCAUCGUGACGGUACACUUUGCGCGUCCGCGGCAUAUCGUUUAAGGAGGUUAAGAUAAUAAAAUAUUAAGUGCUUCUUUGCUUUUUGCUCGCCGCCACCCAGAGAAGAAAGGAUAACAUUUUGCCAAUCGCAAAAUAUUAAUUACUUUCGCACCCGAUGACAGCAACUAGCAAAAAGCACGAACCACUCAGACCUAAACCGAAAUUUUGUUUUGAUUUGCAUUCGUUCCUGCGCGUAUAAUGAAUUUCGAUUGAAUCAAUUAAUUUUAAUCAAAGCAAAUUGAACGAGGUAAUUAAUUUUGACGCGACGCAUACUAAAACGAGGAAAUUCUCUGAUUGUACAUAGAAAACAACCACACUAAUUGUUUACAUAAAACAUUAAAUAAUGAAAAAUGUGCAAAGAUACAACUAUUAACAUAAUAAUGCGAGUGUGAGGACGAUUUUAAUAAUAAAAUAACGUAAAAAUCAAAAAACAAUUUGUGUUUCAACACAGUUUAAUAAAGUUUUUGGUUUGGAGUUUUGUGAAACGAUUUGUGAAUAUAUUUAAUAACAUUAAGGUACAUACAUUGAACAAAAUGUGAUUGUCUCCUACUUAAAUUUAACAUAAAUAAACAAAUCGAAACGAAAUGAACUCAUAUAAAUACAUGAACACUAUAAAUAUACUGAUGCUGUUAUUAUUACUAACUAAUUAUUAUAAUUAUUAUUAUUGUAAAUGAAAAUAAAAUAUUUCAAACAA